AGUCGCUGCUCGCUUGACCAAUCACCGCUCGACGGUGGUCGACGUCUUAUGACGUAGUUCAAGCAUGCCUGCGAUCGGAGGAUGUUGAGGUUUCUCGGCAGGAUCUUUGUAUCUGCACAAACUCAAAGGAGCCUGAAUCCUGCCACUGUGCACCGCUGCUUUUGCUCUGCAGCGUAUCCUUGCUUGGCUGUGAAGCCCAUAAUGGAGCCUAAACUGUACCGACCCCCUCCAGAGGUCCGGGGUAUGACCUCUCUGGACAAAGACGCCUUCACACAGACUAUUACAGUCCCUGCUCUACGGGUGCCCAUUGGGGUCUUAAACAAAGUAGUGAAAAGCCUAAAAAAGUCGAGCAUCCAGCGCCCUGGUGUGCCCAGGGUGGUUCAGGACAAAGAGCAGAGUAGUGACUUCCGCUUGGUCCUGUUGGACCCUCGCAGAGUCUCCUCGCCGAGCUCCUUCAGUGAGACUGAAGCUGAGGCUCUGAGGUCGUUCAGUGUCAGUGAGGAGCUCCACUACUAUGAGCUGAAGCUGACCUAUGACAACCUGAAGAGCGAAGAAGUGCUGGAGGCUGUGCUUCCCCAAGGUCAGGAUGUGACCUCUGCGUUCAGUCGGGUGGGCCACAUCGCACACAUGAACCUGAGGGACCACCAGCUCACAUACAAGAAGCUCAUAGGUCAGGUGAUCAUGGACAAAAAUCCUGGUGUCACCUGUGUGGUCAAUAAGACGAACAUAAUCGAUUCCACUUACCGCAACUUUAAGAUGGAAGUGCUGGCUGGAGAGGAGAACAUGGUCGCCAAAGUGAAAGAAAACGGGGUGACGUACGAGUUUGAUUUCUCUCGCGUGUACUGGAACCCUCGGCUGAGCACAGAACACCAGCGGGUGGUGCAGCUCGUCAAACGUGGCGACACUGUGUUUGACAUCUUCGCUGGCGUCGGACCCUUCGCCAUCCCAGCUGCUCGCUUAGGUGCCAGCAUCUUAGCCAACGACCUCAACCCAGAGUCCUACCGAUGGCUGCAGCAUAACUGCAAACUCAACAAGGUGGAGAGCAAAGUCAGAGCCUUCAAUCUGGACGGCAGGGCGUUCAUCCGGGGACCUUUAAAGCAGGAGCUGCCUGUACUGAUGAGGGGAACAUCUGCCAUUCAUGUGGUGAUGAACCUGCCUGCCUUAGCUCUGGACUUCCUGGAUGCGUUCAGGGGCCUCCUGCACCACCAGGAGCCUCCUUGUGACGAGAACCUACCUACAGUGCACUGCUACGGCUUCUCCAAAGAUGAUGACCCUGACACAGAUGUGGUGGAGAGAGCUUCCCGCAGCCUCGGAUUCCCUCUGAAGAACCGAUGCUCUGUGCAUUUUGUGCGCAACGUGGCUCCUAACAAAGAUAUGAUGUGUGUAAGGUUCACACUCCCUAAAGAUAUCCUCUUUGGAAGUGAUGCUGAAGAGUCAGAACAAAUUGAAGAGCCAGCCUCAAAGAGACAGAAGUGUGAAGAAACUACAAAUGCAACGUAAGGAUAAAUAUCGACUUUGCACAAUGAGGACCAUGAGGAUCAGCGUAGGAGCCGACUUUAUUUUUUGCACUUAAAUAUUGUUUAUUUGAAGAAGUCACGGCUCAGCUUUGUGACUAAGUCAUUUGCAUUUUCUUUUUUUAAAUUCUGGCCUGCGUUUAAUUUUAAAAUAAAUCUGCAAAAUGAUAGACAAAA
Messenger RNA from Maylandia zebra (zebra mbuna), 1691 nucleotides. It is a transcript of the gene trmt5, whose product is annotated as tRNA methyltransferase 5. NCBI's taxonomy places the organism in Eukaryota, Metazoa, Chordata, Actinopteri, Cichliformes, Cichlidae. Gene Ontology annotation, molecular function: tRNA (guanine(37)-N1)-methyltransferase activity. Gene Ontology annotation, cellular component: mitochondrial matrix; cytoplasm. Gene Ontology annotation, biological process: tRNA N1-guanine methylation; mitochondrial tRNA methylation. The record is from RefSeq and is a predicted model, not a curated record.